AUGGAUGGCUCAAAUCGAGACGAGUUUAACGGGACCGAGGGAAAGUAUUUGCUUCCGCAUCAUCGGGAGGAAAUCGCGCGUCUUGAACGACAGCAUUACUUCAUCAAAGCUGCCACCGAUGAUAAGCUGACACCGAUCCAGCUUCCUGUCGGAUCCAAGGUUUUGGACGUGGGCUGCGCCGACGGAACAUGGUUGCUGGAUUUGGCGGGCACCGACAGGCGCGAUUUGCAGCUCUACGGUGUAGAUCUUGCCAGAUCCCUGUUUCGUGACGACCCUCGGCUUCAACUCCGCGAACAUGACGUCCGCACGCCUCUACCGUCGGCCUGGAGAGACAGCUUCGAUCUGGUGCAUCAACGCUUGUUGGUCUGGGGACUCGGAAAGGACGAAUGGGCGCCGGCACUGGCGAACCUGGCCGACGUGGUCAGGCCUGGUGGUGUGUUGCAGCUGGUCGAGGCUGAAUGGGUGCUGAGCUCCUAUGUGGACGAGUGCGUGCAGCAGAGGAAAUUAGCCCGCGUGCAGGAAUGGUCGACCGCCUCGUCCGGCAUGGACGUGCAUAUCUGGAAGCGCCUUCCGGGUCUCCUGUCGGAGCUCGGGUUUCAGGACGUUCAGGUCGAGAGGUACAACCUGGGCUACGGCGCGACGUGUGCCCGGCAUGAAGAUCGCAUCUGGACGGCAGAGCUUCUGCCGCAAUCCUUUCGCCAUCUGGCUCGCAAGAUUCCGGCCGACGGCAUCCCUGGCGUGGCUCAGAGCCCGGAGGAGUACCUGGCUUGGUUGGAUGAACUGGUGGUAGAAAUGAAGGAGUUUGGCUACACCCCUAGGCUCCGGUGGGCGAUCGGACGCAAGCCUGAAAAGUCAUGACAGUGUAUACUAGAAGAACAAUGUGAGGAGACAGGGUUAACUCGUG
Messenger RNA from Aspergillus melleus, 904 nucleotides. Its product is annotated as class I SAM-dependent methyltransferase. Gene Ontology annotation, molecular function: methyltransferase activity. NCBI's taxonomy places the organism in Eukaryota, Fungi, Ascomycota, Eurotiomycetes, Eurotiales, Aspergillaceae. The transcript has 2 exons. The record is from RefSeq and is a predicted model, not a curated record. The coding region runs from base 1 to 858 and encodes 285 amino acids.